Molecule: messenger RNA, 1311 nt
Organism: Sardina pilchardus (European sardine)
Lineage: Eukaryota; Metazoa; Chordata; Actinopteri; Clupeiformes; Clupeidae
Exons: 7
Coding region: 149-1102 (317 amino acids)
Molecular function (GO): 2-oxoglutarate-dependent dioxygenase activity
Source: RefSeq, a predicted model, not a curated record
AUCACGGUCCAUCACGGUCAGUCAGAUCUGCGCAGUGGUGCAUGACUUGUGCACGACUUGUUGCGGGGAGCUUUGCUGCGCUUAACUGUCACUGUAAAAUCGUAACAGAUUCGAACAAGUUGUAGGCCUACACUGUACUACAUUUAUCAUGAAGAUACCCAUUGUCAACUUCGAGGACUACAUGCUAGGGGAAACAAACAUCUCUGCCGAAAACCUGCAGAAAAUAUGUGCCAGCCUGAAGACAGCGUUCAUAGAAGUUGGUUUUGUUUAUUUGAAGAACACUGGAAUAACACAGCAAGAGGUGGAUGAGGUGAUGAAAAUUUCAAAGGAAUUCUUUUACCUUCCUGAGGAGAAGAAACUUUCUUUCAGCAGGGGCAGUUUCAACAAUAACCCCAAUCAUGGUUGGGUCUCCCUAGAAAGAGAGAGUUUAAAUCCAACAAGACCUGGUGAUCUAAAGGAAGCGUUCAACACCAGCUCACUGCACCCUGAUAUAAAAUGGCCAUCUGAAGAUGUCCCUGGUUUUAGAGACAAGCAAGCUUCCUUCUUCAUGCGCUGUAAAGAGCUUUCUCUCAGGGUUCUCAGACUGAUGGGUCUCAGUUUAGGCCUAGAUGCUGAUGUCUUUGUCAGUGCACACAAGCAAAUUGGAACUGAUGAGAAUGGCUCCACUCUGCGGACGCUGUACUAUCCCCCAGUGGACAGUGAUCAAGUGAAGGAGGGCCAGCUGCGCUGUGGGGAACACUCCGAUUAUGGCAGCAUCACUCUCGUCUUCCAGAGCCCAGAGGGAGGACUACAGGUUUUGUCACGAUCAGGACAGUACAUUUCAGCUCCAUUUAUCCCUGGGACAGUUUUACUGAAUAUUGCUGAUCUCAUGCAGAGGUGGACUAGUGAUGUUUUUAUUUCUGCGGUCCAUCGAGUGCUGCUACCCUCUCCUGGAGAUUCAACCACACGCCAGUCUUUGGCCUAUUUUGUACAGCCUGAUGAUGAGGCCUUGAUUACUUGCUGUGAUGGCUUAAACAAGUAUCCCCCUGUAAAAUCAGGGCAUUACCUUAUGGAAAGAUUUAAGGAAAGUUAUGGACGUAAGUCAUCCUCCAUGGAAUCCUAGAUGAUAAAAUUGUUGGAAACUUUAUAAUCACAAUUAAUUUCUAGCAGUGUUGUUUUCAAAUUGAUAGCAAAUAAUAUGUUUAUUAUCUAGAUUUAUUUUACUGUAGGGAUAUUUGUAGAUUCAUUAUAACUAUAAUGUCAUCAUUGUUUUUUUCUAACAAUGUUUUAAUAUUGGAAGUUGUCUUAUCAAUUAAAGCAAUAAAAACUUUC